AUGACAGCCGGGACAGUCGUAAUAACAGGCGGAAUCUUAGCGACUGUAAUCUUACUAUGCAUCAUCGCAGUACUGUGCUACUGUAGGCUACAGUACUACUGCUGUAAGAAGGAGGAGUCAGAGUCGGAGGAGGAGGAGCCGGACUUCGCGGUGACGUCCCGCCUCCCGCCGGUGCACUCCAAUCACAACCUGCUGGCGGCCUCCGCAGCCUCCACCACGGCCAAUCAGGGCCUGGGAGGGGUGGGAGUGGGUGGCGGCCUGGCCACGGCCACAGCCAAUGGGCCGGCGGCACUCUUCACGCCCCCCGUGACGCGCAAGCUGACGCGCUCGCACACCUUCUGCCCCUCCUGCACGUCGCGGCACGAGCUGCCCUUCUACCUCCAGCCACCAGAGGGCCCCCUCCCGCUACGCAAUGGCGGACAGAGACUACAGUACCGACCAGUACAGCAGCACGACCUGCACGUGCCAAUGGAGAUGCCGAUGGAGCUUCCGCUGCCCCUCCCCCUCACCCACCAGGCCUCGCUACACCAGCCCCUCCUCCAGCACCAGGCCUCGCUACACCACCUCCACCCCCACCCUCUUCACCCCGUCAUGCCCACUUCCACCAAGAUGAACCUCACGCGCUCCGUCACCAUGAGGGAGAUGUUCACACGCAGCUGCAGCAUCAGCACCGACGUCUAG
Engraulis encrasicolus (European anchovy) is the source of this 681-nucleotide messenger RNA. It is a transcript of the gene fam163ba, whose product is annotated as family with sequence similarity 163 member B, genome duplicate a. Lineage: Eukaryota; Metazoa; Chordata; Actinopteri; Clupeiformes; Engraulidae. The transcript is spliced from 3 exons. The coding region runs from base 1 to 681 and encodes 226 amino acids. The record is from RefSeq and is a predicted model, not a curated record.